Molecule: messenger RNA, 2130 nt
Organism: Schistocerca cancellata (South American locust)
Lineage: Eukaryota; Metazoa; Arthropoda; Insecta; Orthoptera; Acrididae
Product: whirlin-like
Exons: 6
Coding region: 32-616 (194 amino acids)
Cellular component (GO): plasma membrane; cilium; stereocilium tip
Molecular function (GO): protein binding
Source: RefSeq, a predicted model, not a curated record
CCCUGACGCCGCCUUCUCCGAGGACGCCAACAUGUGUGGCUACCUCGACGGGCUCCGCUCCCAGUUGGGAGGUUGGACGCAGAAAGUCAAGUCUUGGUACUGGGGAAGGCCUCUCGAGCUGGCGCACAAGCUGAGCCGCAGCUUCGACAUGAAGGAGGAGCAGCAGAUGCUGGAGGGCGAGGCGGCCGCCGUGCGCAGACACCAAUCCAUGCAGCGCCUCUCCAGGGCCGACCUGCUCGACGCCAGGCACCACGAAGACGUGGGCGCGCUGGUGGUGCCCGACCAGCAGGGGAACCUGCGCAUCACCGUCAAGAAGACCAAGCCCACGCUCGGCAUCGCCAUCGAGGGAGGCGCCAACACCAAGCACCCGCUGCCGCGCAUCAUCAACAUACACGAAAAUGGUGCUGCUUUCGAAGCAGGUGGUCUUGAAGUGGGACAGCUGAUCCUUGAGGUGGAUGGUCAGAAGGUGGAAGGCAUGCAACACCAGGAUGUUGCAAGACUGAUAGCAGAAUCUUUUGCCCGAAGGGAGCGGAGUGACAUCGAGUUCCUUGUGGUUGAGGCAAAAAAAUCGAACCUAGAGCCAAAGCCGACGGCACUGAUCUUCCUGGAGGCCUAGCAGUUGCUCUCCCUCCCUUGAGCCUGAGCUGCAACAAACCUCCUAGUCCUUGUGUCUGCCCUCCAGCACUGCUGAACUUAUCUUGCCAGGAAUUUGCUUGGCCCAUGCACUCUGACAUUGUAAAUAUUGUGUGUCAUGGGACAUACCCACUCUGCUGCUGUUUCCUAUCAGAGAGAAUGCAAACUGCUUUAUGUGUCACCUUUAUGAAUGUAAAAUAAUCAAGAGACAAGGAAAGCCUUGGAAGAUUAUGAGGAGUGGACCAGCAAGUGCCUACCUGUAAACAUAGCCAGCAGUCAGUCUGAGUGUUUUUCACAUAAUUUAUGUUGUGUAAUCUUAAGUAGUGUUAAAUUUGGAGGGAUUACAAGGGUGAUGGCUGUUGUUUGUUGUAGAUCUGUUAACUGUAACACAGUUUCCAAAAUGGUUCUAGGGAAGGGAGUAAAAAAUAAAUCCUUACUGUGCAGCUGAAACUGCAUAUUCCCAUUUUGUAUACAUCAAAGGUUUACUGUGCAACAAACUAGAUUCAUUACAAAAUCGUUAUUUGACAAAACAUUUGUAAUCUACAUGCACACAAAAACAGAACAGACAUACACAAAAAAAAGAAAUCACAUAGUUUAGGAUGCUGCAUUCUUUAGAACAGUUCCUAGAAAAUGUAUUUUUUUAGAGUAGUGCUACAGAUUAUGAAAGGAAAAGAUGCAUAAGAUCAAAUGUAACAAAAUGGGAAGUGUUUCUUUCAGUUACUGUUAAUAUGUGGUCAGAUUUUUUAUGCUGUUACUAUACUUACUGGUGUAUGUAUGCUGUGAGAGUUGAUGGCAGAUAUUGUCAACUGUUUUAUGUAUGCAAAUUUUAUAUGUAUGCUAAUGUGACAAAGUGUGCCAAAAUAGACAGUAAACAAAACUGUGAAAGAUCUAUUGUAACUUUGUGCUUUUUGAUGCAGAUUUAUUACACACGCAGUGAACUUACAUAAAUUUAUAUCCUUGUCUAGCCUACUAACUGCCUCAAACUGAACCAUGAUGCACUUGUCUUACCCAGUUCACUGUGCAUUGUUAACUGUAGAUAGGUGUUGCUACUGUGUAAAUGUGAUGUCAGUGUGUGAUUUUAAGAUGCUGAUAUAUUUUGUUAAAUGCUUGCAUUUGAAUUGACCUAAUUCAGUUUCACAAUCUUUGUUGAAAUAGCCAUUUUUGUAUUUUGAAACUAAUGUUUCUUAUAGAUUAGUGGGUCACAUUAGAGACACUUAAUGCUUGACUGAAACCACAGAAACUGAAACCCACAAAAUUUGUCUCAUUCUUGAAUCAAUGAAAUAUCAGUGAUGUGCACAACAUAUUGAAACUGGAUCUGACCAACUGUAAAGGCAUGCUUUAAAUACGGAAAAGGUAGUAACAAAAUGUGUUCGUUAGUAAGAACUAAUUUCUAAGUUGCUGUGAAAAAUUUUAUUUUCUAUGUUCAUAUGCAAUGAAAAUUUUUUUUCUCCACGUAACAUAGAAUAUUCAGCUAAAACUUGAAAGGGCCUAAUUGUA